GGCAGGAGGGCACACGGUGACUUGGGCUGCACGCUGACCUGCCUGCCGCUCACAACUUGUAUAAGCAACUUUUCUCGUGGCCCCAGGAAUCUCGGACCAAGAAUCUUUUUCUGCCUCCCUUCCACAGCCCUUGCUGAAUGGGCUGAGUCUGGGUUCCCCCCAUCUCUUGGGUAAGUCGGGGGAGGCCUCAGGCCAGGGCAGCCUCCUGUAUUCUCCCAGAUCCCACAGUGUCCGGUGCACCCAGGAUGGCAGCCAAACUCCGGUUUCCAGGACCGCAGGAGGAGAUGCCGCUGACCUUCCAGGAUGUGGCCGUGUAUUUCUCUCAGGCGGAGGGACAGCAGCUUGGUCCCCAGCAGCGGGCGCUGUACAGGGAUGUGAUGCUGGAGAACUACGGGAACGUCGCCUCACUGGGAUUCCCUAUCCCUAAGCCGGAGCUGAUCUCCCAGCUGGAGCAAGGACAGGAGCUGUGGGUCCUGGAUCUUCUGGGAACUGAGGAACCAGAGGUCUUGAGAAGCUGCCGUACAGAGUCUGAGAGUGGGACUGAGAAGGAAGUAUCCAUUAUAAACCAGAAAUGUUCUGAAGAAGUGAAAACCUCAGAAUUUAUGUCAAGAAGCUUCUUAAGGGGUACUCCACAGGCACCUGAGUUUCAGGAAGCUUGGGACCAGGAGGACAAACUAGAAGGGCACCCAGGAAAUUCUGUUGGGCAGAGUUUGAAGAAACCCAGUCUUCACAAGAGAGUUUUCAGAGAAGCUGUCAUGUAUAGGGAAAGAUCUCCAGGAGAAAGAACCCAAGAGUGUGGUGCAUUUGAUAAAAAUUUGAGUCUGAACCAAAAUGUUGUUAGACUUCAGAGAAAUAAGACAGGAGAGAGAGUCUUUAAAUGUGACAUAUGCAGCAAAAGCUUCAAAUAUAAUUCAGACCUAAGUCGACAUCAGAGAAGUCACACUGGGGAAAAGCCUUAUGCAUGUCGUCAGUGUGGGCGAGCCUUUCGUCACAGCUCAAGCCUCAUGUUGCACCAUCGAGUUCACACUGGAAAUAAGCCAUUUAAAUGUGAUGAAUGUGGGAAAACUUUUGGGCUCAAUACUCACCUCCUUCUCCAUCGGAGAAUCCACACUGGCGAAAAGCCUUUCGGGUGUAGCGUAUGUGGGAAGGCCUUCAGUCGAAGCUCUACUCUUAUUCAGCAUCGUGUAAUUCACACAGGAGAGAAACCUUACAAAUGUAGUGAAUGCGGGAGAGCCUUCAGCCAGAGCCCCCAGCUAACUCAGCAUCAGCGGAUCCACACUGGAGAGAGGCCGCACGGGUGCGGUCAGUGUGGGAAGGCCUUCAGUCGGAGCUCGAGCCUUAUCCAGCACCAGCGAAUCCACACUGGAGAGAAGCCCCACAAGUGCAAGCAGUGUGGGAAGGCCUUCAGCCAGAGCUCGAGCCUUUUUCUCCACCACAGAGUCCACACUGGAGAGAAGCCCUAUGUGUGUGGUGAAUGUGGCAGAGCUUUUGGUUUUAACUCUCACCUCACUGAACACGUGAGGAUCCACACUGGAGAGAAGCCCUACGUGUGUAAGGAGUGUGGCAAAGCCUUUAGUCGGAGCUCCACUCUUGUUCAGCAUCGAAGAGUUCACACCGGGGAGAAGCCCUACCAGUGCAGGGAAUGUGGGAAAGCCUUCAGCCAGAGCUCGCAGCUCACCCUCCACCAGCGCGUGCACACUGGAGAGAAGCCCUACGAGUGUGGCGACUGUGGGAAGGCCUUCAGCAGGAGGUCGACUCUCACUCAGCACCAGAGAAUUCACACGGGAGAGCGUCGCGAGUGCAGGAAACGUCCAGCCUUUGUUCAUGGCUCCAGCCUUACACCGCACAGACAGAUUCCCACAGGAGCCUUCAACCGUGCUGCAAACCUUGUUGUGCAUUGGACAAUUCACACUGGUGAGAAAUCCUUUGGAUGUAAUGAAUGUGGGAAAACUUUCAGUCCCACCUCACAACCCACUGAAGAUCAGAAAGUGCAUGCUGGGGAGAAACCCUAUAAACGUCAAGGAUGUGGAAAAGCCUUCAGUGGGGGUUCAACACUCAUUCAACGUCAAGUAAUUCAUACUAGUAAGAACCCGUAUCGUGGCUGUGUGUGUGAGAGAGACUUCAGCUGGAGCACACGGCUCACGCCGCAACAGCGAGCUCCUGUUGGGGAGAAGCCCCCUUUACGUGAUGGGUCUGAAAGAUACUUUAUCCAUAUCAAAAAGAUUUUCCAAGAAAGACAUUUUUAAUGUGAUAAUUGUGGGAAACAAUUUAGCAGUUCUUUUUAUGUUGGAUAAGACGGCGUAAUGAAAGUUAAAAUCAGAAGGUCUAAGUAUUACUAGCAAAGCAAAAUAAACAGUUCAGGCGACUAUUAGUCAUUAAAUUUGAAAGCAAACAUGAGAGAAUUCACUGUGGAAAAUAGGGUUGUCUGGGUCGAGGUUGCUCUUGUGCUCAGGCGGGGAACUGGGUGGCACCAUGCUCAGAUGCUCACGGUGAAUGACCUGAGAGCCGAGAAGUGAGCCCACCUAGUCUACGCUAUGUGAGCAUUUCUAGUCUUAUCUCAUCUGUGCUAUCUAAGCUCAGGCUUGUAGCUGAGAAUAUCCAGUUCUAGUCCUACACGCCUGCCUCUGGGUGUGGUGCAGAGAGCCUUGGCCUGUCUCCCCCACCAUCCCAUAGAACAGCUGCAGGCGGGAGCCCCUUCCUCACUUGGAGCCCGAGCCCGGUUUUUGCAUUUGUGAAAUGAAAGUUGGUUGUUUGCUUUUAAUUCUAAGGAGCGCUACAGUUCAGCUGAGAAGGGGACCUCGGGGUCCAGUAAAGCAGGGGGCUGCCAAGUAGCUCCACGUUUGAAAAUUGUAAUUACUGAUAAGAUUUUUUUAAGUCAAGUUUAUUAAGGUAUAAUUUAUAUAUGAGAAUUCACUUUUUUCAUUGUGUAGUUCUCUGCGUUUUAACAGAAACAUACAGUUGUGUGACCACCACUGUAAACAAGGUGUGGGACUUUCCAUUGCCCCCCGAAACCCCUUUGUGCCCUUGUGGUCAGCCCCUCCUCACCCCCAGCCCUGGGAGCCACUGUCUGUCUUCUGUCCCAGCAGCUUCCCAUUUUUAGAGCCACAUUGCGUGCAGCCUUUCCAACCUGGCUGCUGCUGCUGCUUUUUUUUUUCAGUAGGAAGAAAAGGCAUAACAAGUGUUAUUAUUUAACGUGCUGGGAGAAGGCAAGGCGUGAGGGAGUCACCAGAGAGUCUGUCCCCUUCUCUCAGCACGGUGCGUUGGAAGUUCAUCUGUGUUGUGUGCGUCAGCAGUCUCUCACUGCUGAGCAGUGUCCCGUCGUGUACAUGUCGCAGCUUAUGCAUUCGCUCAUGGAGGGGCAUUUGGGUAUUUCCAGUUUAUGGCGACUGUGAAUAAAGCUGCUAUGAACAUUUCACUACAGCUGUUUUGUGAACUUAACUUUUCAGUCCUGUUGGGUAGACAGCUAGGGAUCAGAUCACUGGGUCACACGGUAAGCUUAUAUUUAACUUUUUAAGAAUCUGACAAACUGCUUUUCCAAAAUGGUUAUGCCAGUUAUGUUCUCACAAUGUGUGAGAAUUUAGUUGCUUUGAAUCCUCACCAGAUCUUGGUAUUGCCAGUUUUUUAAAUUACAGCCAUAUUGGUGGAGAUGUAAUGACAUCUCUGUGUUUUAAUUUGCAUUUACCUUUUCUUUUUUUUCUGGCAGCUGGCCAGUAAGGGGAUCCGAACCAUUGACCUUGGUAUUAUCAGCACCUUGCUCUAACCACCUGAGCUAUCCAGCCAGCCCCGCAUUCCCUAUUAACUGUAAUUUGAUCAAUAAGCUUCUAUUUAAAAGCGUUUCACUGGGAAGUUUGAAAAAUACUGGAGUAUUUAAUCUCCGGUGGCCUGGCCACCUCUGAAAUCAUGAUUUUGCAAUUCUGAGACUCCACCAGGAAGAAUCUUUUUUCUAAUCCACUUGUCAUUCCCUCCAGGCCCAACUGAAGUAUCACCCCCUUCAAGGAGCCUUCCUCAGUUAAUUUCUUCCUCUGUCCUUACAGGGUUUUCUUAGGAAAUCUGGGGUCACUUAUGUGUUCAACAUUCAUUCUGUGAUUUGCUGCACUCAUCCCCCUCCCGUCCCCACGUCCUGUCUCCCCUGCUAUAUUGUUAAAGUUUUUAAGCACAGAACCUUUUCUGAGUGUGGGCUCAGCCAGCUCCAGCGUAGUCCGUGUGGAAGGCUCUGCAGACACGUGGAAGAGGGGGUGGGGAGCACAGGCUAGGCCAAGGGUCCCUUCUGCCUGUGCCACGGGCUCACGCCGACCUCAGGUAAAGCAUCUAAUCUUUCUGGGUCUCUUUUUCUUCAUCCCUAGAAUGGGGAUAAAAACUGUUGCCUCACGUAAAGUGUAUCCUUCGGAAGAGGAGAGCGUUCCUCAUAUCCUGCAGCUCAGCCUUCGUGGCCCCACCACGGCAACUCACGUUUUAUUUUCCUUUUUCUACCUGGCUCCAGCAUUAUACUGGGAGCUCUCUGCUGUCAGAGAUACUGUCUUAGGCACCUUUUUAUCUCCAGCACAUGACACAGGAUAGGUGCUUAAGAUGCAUUUGGGAAGGAAGAAAGGAGAGAAGGGAGGGAAGAAAGGGAAACAGUGUCACGAAAGCACUUUGUAUAAAUGUGAAACACUCUACAGUAGACCCCUUAUCCGUGGGGGGUACAUUCCGAGACCCCCAGUGGAUCCCAAAACUGGGUGGUACCAAACUAUAUACUGUUUUUUCCUAUACCUACCUACCUAUGAUGAAGUUUAAUUUGUAAAUUACACACAGAUAUUAUCAACAGUAAUUAUUAUUAGUUAUUAAAUAGGACAGUUGUAACAAUAUACUGUAAUAAAAGUUAUCUGAAUGUGA
Molecule: messenger RNA, 4872 nt
Organism: Galeopterus variegatus (Sunda flying lemur)
Lineage: Eukaryota; Metazoa; Chordata; Mammalia; Dermoptera; Cynocephalidae
Gene: ZNF251
Product: zinc finger protein 251
Exons: 4
Coding region: 246-2246 (666 amino acids)
Biological process (GO): regulation of DNA-templated transcription
Source: RefSeq, a predicted model, not a curated record